UCCCCCCCAGUGCCGGAGCCCGAGCCGCCAUGGGGGAGGUGGAGGAGCCGGUGCCCGAAUCAGGUGCCGUUUUCACAUUUGGAAAAAGCAAAUUUGCAGAAAAUAUUCCUAGCAAGUUCUGGUUUAAAAAUGACAAGCCUUUGUAUAUGUCAUGUGGAGAUGAACAUACUGCUAUUGUUACAGGAAAUGGUAAACUUUACAUGUUUGGCAGCAAUAACUGGGGCCAGUUAGGACUAGGAACAAAGAAUACUAUCAACAAGCCAACUUGUGUAAAAGCUUUAAAACCAGAAAAAGUUAAACUUGCUGCUUGCGGGAGAAACCACACUUUAGUUUACACAGAACGAGGACAUGUAUAUGCUGCUGGAGGUAACAGUGAAGGGCAGUUGGGAUUAGGUGACACAGAGGAAAGAAGCACGUUUCAUCUAAUUAGUUUUUUUACCAACCAGUACAAGAUCAAACAGCUGGCAGCUGGAUCUUACACAUCAGCAGCACUAACCGAGGAUGGACAGCUUUUCGUGUGGGGUGACAAUUCUGAAGGUCAGAUUGGCCUGGCUGGUGAAGCCAGUGUGUGUGUACCUUGGCAAGUGGAUGUUGGAAAGCCUGUUUCCUGGGUCUCCUGUGGAUAUUACCAUUCUGCUUUGGUAACAAGAGAUGGUGAGCUCUACACUUUUGGAGAGCCUGAGAAUGGGAAGCUAGGUUUGUUGCCUGAACAACUGAAAAACAAUAGGGUUCCACAGCCUGUUCCUGGAAUUUUGGAAAGGGUUAAUAAGGUAGCUUGUGGUGGAGGACAUACAGUGGCACUUACAGAAACAGAUGUAUAUACCUUUGGCCUUGGACAAUAUGGGCAACUUGGACAUGGUACAUUUAUUUUUGAAACCUCGGUACCAAAGGCAGUGGAACAUCUGAAGAGGCAUAAAAUAUGUAACAUUGCAUGUGGGGAAAAUCAUACAGCUGUAAUAGCAGACAAUGGCCUUAUGUUUACUUUUGGAGAUGGACGACAUGGCAAGUUAGGACUUGGAGAAGAGAAUUUUACUAAUCAAUUCAUACCCACCUUAUGUUCUAAUUUCUUGACGUUUGCAGUCUAUUUGGUUGCUUGUGGUGGCUGUCACAUGCUAGUUUUUGCCACUCCAAGGCCUAAAGGGUCUGAAGAAAUACAUGAAGAUUUACGUGAAAACUGUUUGGCUGCUACUAUCUCUAAACUGGGUGGUGAUUCAUUAGUAACUAACACCUUGCAGAGAACGUUAUCGGCUCGAAUGCGACGGAGAGAGAGGGAAAAAUCUCCAGAACAGUUUUGUCGAAUGGUGCGAACGUUACCUCCGUUGGGAGAAGGCUCCCUAAAAACUUCUUUACGUGCUGCCAGCAACACUGUCCCACUCAGUUUACUCACAACAAACCAUCCUGCUGUAACGGAAGUGAAUACAAAUAAAGCGAUUGAAUCUACUGUGGACUGUAAAACAGAGGAUCGGAAGCAGGAAAAAGAUAAACUUGAAGAAAGUACCACAGAGGAAGAUUCAGAUAAGGAAAGUGAUGACAGAAGCCUUGGAAACACAACUGAUGUUCUAAAUAUGACACAUAUGAUGAGAUUGAAUCCCAGUGACCAGUCCUUAAAAUUAUCACCAGUUCAAAAACAAAAGGAUGAAGAGGGGGAAGAUGAGGGGGAGGAUGAAGAUGAGGGAGAAGAAGAGGGGGAGGAUGAAGAUGAAGAAGAGGGGGAUGAAGAAGAGGGGGAAGAACAGGGGGAGGAUGAAGAUGAAGAAGAAGGGGAGGAUGAAGAAGAGGGAGAAGAAGAGGGGGAGGGGGAAAAUGAAGAAGAGAAGAAGGAGGAGGAGGAGGGGGAAGAUGAGAGGGAGGACGGGGAGGGAGACUAUGAAGAUGAGGGGGAAGAAGGCGAGGAAGAAGAGAAUGUUGGAGAAAAAAUAAAAGAAAAUAAGCAUCUGCAGAAACAUAAUAAAAAAAAGCAGGAGAAGAAAGGAAGUGCUGUACAAAGCUCUAAACAGAAAGUAAAGACAAAACAACAUGUAGUGAAUGGAUUACACAAUUCAGAACAAUUUUGGAACAAUGUGCUACCUCAUUAUUUGACGCUAAAAUAG
Molecule: messenger RNA, 2090 nt
Organism: Emys orbicularis (European pond turtle)
Lineage: Eukaryota; Metazoa; Chordata; Testudines; Emydidae
Gene: RPGR
Product: retinitis pigmentosa GTPase regulator
Exons: 14
Coding region: 30-2090 (686 amino acids)
Source: RefSeq, a predicted model, not a curated record